This is a messenger RNA of Tripterygium wilfordii, 1301 nucleotides long. Its product is annotated as INO80 complex subunit D-like. The transcript is spliced from 2 exons. Lineage: Eukaryota; Viridiplantae; Streptophyta; Magnoliopsida; Celastrales; Celastraceae. The coding region runs from base 296 to 994 and encodes 232 amino acids. The record is from RefSeq and is a predicted model, not a curated record. Gene Ontology annotation, cellular component: NSL complex.
ACUGUUGUUCAAUCACAGCCAAAAUGAAAUUUAGGAUUCAAAACCUAACUUAGGAAGUUUUUUUCUUCCUCAAUUUUCUUGCAUCUUGGGGCUUGGAGGGUGAUUUUUGGUCUAUUUCAGUGGAAGAGGUUGACACGUCGCAUGUGCACCAGAUGAUGACGUGGUGCGCAACUCCCACCGAAUAUUCCCUCUUUCAGUUCCAAGUUUCCAGUUAACUCUCCCCCCUCAGACAUCCGAAAAGCCAAAACCCUACCAAUUAAGCCGUCCUGAGAUUCAUCUUUCGAUUGUCUCAGCCAUGGCUGAUCCGGAACCUAAACCCAUGACCAUCGAUGGCUCAGACCAGGACUUGGCCCUCGCGCGCUCCCAAUACCUCACGCGAUAUGAGGUUCUGACUCGGCGAUCCCGGCGAGUCAAGCAACUUGCCCGGGUCUACAGGGACCAUUACUGGUCUCUAAUGGAGAAGGUCAAGGCCAGGUACAGGGACUACUACUGGGUAUACGGAAUAAGUCCCUUCAAGGAGGACGAGAAGAAGACCAUCGCCCUUGAGAACGCUACGGAUGGAGCCGGAGAGAAAGGCCGGUUCGGGGUUGGGACUGGGUACGUUAAGGGGAAGUGUGCGGUGGCUGGUUGCAAGGUAAAGGCGAUGGCUUUGACGAGGUUCUGUCAUGCCCACAUUCUGUCUGAUUCUAAACAGAAGCUGUACACUGGGUGCACAUAUGUGAUCAAGAGUGCACACGCAGGGCCAAUUUUAUGUGGGAAACCAGUAUUGAGAUCAACUAUUCCUGUCCUAUGUGCCACACAUUUGCAGAAGUCUGAAAAAUAUCUCAAACAAGCUUUGAAAAAGCAAGGUCUUAAUGUAACUUCUCCAAGUAAGCUUGUGCCCAAAUUUCAUGUGAUGGUCACGGAAUAUGUCCGCCAAAUCCAGAGCAAAAGAAGAGCCACUAAGAAGGCUUCUCUUGCUAAAACUGAGAUCAAGGAGGGGAAAACUAAUUAGAUCACUUUUUUUGUUCUUUGCAUAUUCUUUUAAUCUGCUUACGCCGUUAGCUGUUCAUGCAAUCAGCAGAUUAUUAGUCAUGGAAUUCUCAGUUGUAUCUUUGAUUAUGUGGACUAAUGGGCCUUGGAGUUGUGCCUUGAAACUUGAAAGACAAUACCCUGUGCAUACAGCAUACAUGAGGUACCAAUUUCUUAGCUCAUCUUUUGCUGCUUGUUCGUGUAAUCAUGUGGAUUCAUUUCAUAUGCACAGCUUACCCUGUAAAUGUUAUGAAUUGCUUCUUAUUUCAUUAAUCCUCUGCCUUUCCUUA